AUGACCAAACACUGCCGCGGGGACUUUACUCCGCGCGUGUCCGUGAUCAAAAAAAACUGGAGCUCAUCAAACUGGACACUGCCAACAUUGCCAUCAACUUCAGGAAAAGACCCGACCUCAACCCGACGCUUGCGAUCCACGACCUACGGCGAUGACGGGUUUUACGCGACAAAGGGCCGCGUCCACCGUUUGGGUCCCAGAAAAUAUUUGUGCAGAGACUGCGGGGACACUUUUACCCUAAAAGCCUCUCUGACUCGGCACCAGGCCUUGGAAUGUCGCGACCAGAUGCUCGCAAAGAAGGCCAUGAAGGUAAAAGCCAUGAUGGGAGUGAAAACCUUGAAAUCAGGAGUCAGAGGAAGACCCAGAACAAUCCGACCCAAGAUGAAGACCACUAUGCCUCUUAAGACCAUAAAAACCAUCCCCGCAAAGUCUACGACUGUCGUGAACUUGGCUUCGUUGAAGUCGAUGCCCAUCGAGGAGCUCCAGCAGUAUCUGAAGCCUGACCCAGACGGUCCUCCAGAUGCCAAGCAAGGAAUUUUGGCCUUUGGAACCAAGCCUGGAGAUCAGCCGCCCAAAAAGAAAAAGAAACACACUUGCAAACGCUGCGGAAGAAUUUAUGCCUUUUACACUUCUUUGUGGCGACACUUGCACUAUGAGUGCGGAAUGGAACCCAAGUUCUCCUGCGAGGCUUGUCCUCUUAGGUUCGCUCAGAAGAGCAACCUGGAGAGACACUUCAAGAACAUGCAUACUCCUCAUCCUCAUAAUAUUACUAUUUAA
Cotesia congregata is the source of this 777-nucleotide messenger RNA. NCBI's taxonomy places the organism in Eukaryota, Metazoa, Arthropoda, Insecta, Hymenoptera, Braconidae. The record is from the annotation of a GenBank genome assembly.